AUGACCAAAGCCUCCCUCAUCAAGAUGCUACCAACGAGGCUUUCUAGGCCGGCUCAGCUUGUACAAACCCAUUCCCUGAUCUGUCGCUACUUGUCUGGUCGCCACGCCCCUCGCAGAAGUUUUUUACCUCUGUUGUCGUCUGCAUGCUUCACAGCGACCAUGGCAUCAUCGAGUAACGCGUCGGACCAUGACGCUUUGACUACAUCCCGCAACAAGCACCCCCUGAAUCCUCAGAAAUUCCCAAUCAGUGGCUUUGAAGAACUGGAUCCAUCCGUCGACAUGGAAGAGGAGACAUUGCCGUAUUACGAUCCCACUUUAUUCUAUCCAGUCCAGAUCGGCGAUGUGCUUUACAACCGAUAUCAAGCCAUCGCAAAGUUUGGCUUCGGAUCAACUUCAACUACGUGGCUAUGCAAAGACCUGGUCGAUCACCGCCACGUCGUGCUGAAGGUGUAUAUCCGGCGCCACAGUAUCGGGCAUAACCUGGAACUCGAAUGCUUUCGGCACAUUCAGGGAGUCGAAAAAAAGAUAGAUCACCCUGGUCGUCGAUAUAUAAGAUUCCCAGAGGAACAUUUCACUAUCCAAGGACAAGAUGGCGCCCACGAAGUGUUUGUCCUCCGGCCUCUUGGUCUCAGUGUGAGAGCAAUGCAAAGCUAUAUCCCCAGCGGCGUUUUCCCCGAAUUGAACGCUGUACUUGUAACCAAGGCCGUCUUAUCAGCUCUCGAGUUCCUGCACUUCGACGCAAAUCUAAUCCACUGUGAUCCCGAUGUUAUGCCGCAGCAUACGAUCUCCAUUUUAAAGUCCUAUGUUCAUUCGGGGAACCUUCUUUUGACGCUUUCCAACGAAUCUAUCCUCGAUCAGUUUGAAAAAACUGAGCUUGUAAAACCAACGCCGAGGAAACUUGCAACAGACGGCCGCAUCAUACAUGUUACGCAAUAUUUAUUGAAUGGGGAUAAUCCCCCGGUCCUGUGUGAUUUUAGCAGCGCCCGAAUAUGUACAAAUGACGACGAGUCACAGCGCGGGCUUCCCCAUAUGCCGGAGCAUUAUCGCCCACCCGAGGUGAUUCUUGAUAUGCCGUGGAGUUACCCAGUGGACAUGUGGUGUCUUGGGCUCACGGUAAGCUGUGGUUUUCCCUUUUCUUGCCCCCCUCCGUCAAAUUUGCCGAUAUCUUAUUUUAACAACUUUCUAACGCCUACUGCUACCUCACAUCAGAUAUGGCGGAUGCUCAGUACCAAAAGCUUGUUCGGCCAUUAUAAUGGCACAGAUCUGGACGAAGCUCGCCAUUUAUCCUUAAUGGUAGGCCUCCUUGGUCCGCCACCUUUAAGCUUUCUCAAAAAAAGCGAAAAGGUGCUCAAAUACUGGAAUUCGGACGGCAAAUGGAAGGGUCCUAUUCCCCUUCCCCCGCCCACCCACACUCUCGAGGCCAUUUGCCCCAAAUCACUCGAAGGCAAGGCUAAGGUUAUGUUCCUGGAUUUCAUGCGGAAGAUUCUCCAUUGGGACCCAGAGGAGCGUCUCUAUCCUGGCUCUGCAUGGCAUCACCCAUGGGUACACAGGGUGGUGGAGAACGACGGCCUCGUAUCGGUUGAAUAG
Messenger RNA from Pyricularia pennisetigena, 1587 nucleotides. RefSeq lists its product as uncharacterized. Gene Ontology annotation, biological process: protein phosphorylation. The record is from RefSeq and is a predicted model, not a curated record. The coding region runs from base 1 to 1587 and encodes 528 amino acids. The transcript is spliced from 4 exons. Lineage: Eukaryota; Fungi; Ascomycota; Sordariomycetes; Magnaporthales; Pyriculariaceae. Gene Ontology annotation, molecular function: ATP binding; protein kinase activity.